Molecule: messenger RNA, 4902 nt
Organism: Wallemia ichthyophaga EXF-994
Lineage: Eukaryota; Fungi; Basidiomycota; Wallemiomycetes; Wallemiales; Wallemiaceae
Product: Putative helicase mug81
Exons: 10
Coding region: 1-4902 (1633 amino acids)
Molecular function (GO): ATP binding; nucleic acid binding
Source: RefSeq, a predicted model, not a curated record
AUGGCUGAUCAACUCGAGUCUUUCAUUGACAGACUCACCGGUGCUGUAGCGCUGCAGGAUAGCCCGCUACCAUCUAUUGUCGCCGAGGAUUCCUCCGUAACACUCCCAGUUGAAUCGCAAUAUCCAACAGACAAAGACAGCUCAACAACAGUCACGCGCUUGAUCAACGACAGAAAAGCUGCCUUGUCUCUUCAGGCGUCUACCGCUCAAGGCGGUCCCUCUGGCUCCACCGCCACGACAGACGCACUCAACAAUCUACUCAACUUCAUCGGUUCUACCUUUGGCGAUGCUGAUAUGCACGAUAAGAUUGUGUUUGAGGUGUCUUCGCUGCUCAAUUCCCCACGUUCCACGGACGAUAUCUCUUCUGCUCUAGUCGACACGCUUGGCUUCGAUGCUCUUGAUCUUAUCGCCCAAGUUCUCUCCAAUAGGGCUGAAAUCGGUCUUGGAUUGAAUGACGUCAUGUCCUUGAACGCUCGCAACGCCGAGCAGCACUCUAAAUCUCACAAGCGUGAGAAAGCACGCCACAAUGACUUGGAGGAAUCCUACCUCACAAUCAGCCCCGAAGAAGCUCGCAGGAGAAAGGAGGAAGAGCGCCAGCUAAACUCAAAGCGUCCAUUAUUCUCAAAUGAAGGAGGCUCGAUCGAAGAGCCAAACUAUCCACAUGUCUACAAGAAUUCGGCCAAUGGUGGUAAUAUCCUCUCCACUAUGGGUUCUCGCUAUAUGCUACCCUUAGGCACAACGAAAGACCAUUUCGACAACUACGACGAAAUCACUAUACCUCCCUCAAAACCUAUUCCACCAAAGAUUCAUGAACGCAUCGUCGAAAUUGGAGAAAUGGACGCUCUCUGUCAACGAUCUUUUAAGGGUUACGAAAAGCUCAAUAGAGUUCAGUCUGUGGUCUACCCUACCGCUUACACAACUAAUGAGAAUAUGCUCGUCUGUGCACCCACCGGAGCUGGUAAAACAGACGUUGCUAUGCUCACAAUUUUGAGGGUUGUCUCACAGUUUGCGGAUGAGAACAAACUUACUUUUGGUCCUGGAAAGGGCAAAGGGUCUGCAAGUUUUGGUGUUAGGCUGGAUGACUUCAAAAUUAUCUAUGUCGCACCAAUGAAAGCACUGGCCGCUGAAAUCACAGCCAAACUCGGCAAACGUCUAAGUUGGCUCGACAUCAAAGUGAGAGAGCUAACAGGUGACACACAAUUAACAAAAGCGGAAGUCAAUGCAACUCAGAUUAUUGUCACCACGCCAGAAAAAUGGGACGUUGUUACACGGAAACCAACUGGCGAGGGUGAUCUCGCCUCAAAGGUCAAGCUGCUUAUUAUCGAUGAAGUUCACCUGCUCAAUGAAGACAGAGGUGCAGUUAUUGAAACUAUAGUUGCCAGAACUUUGCGCCAGGUUGAAGCUACCCAGUCUCUUAUUAGAAUUGUCGGUCUCAGUGCUACUUUGCCCAAUUAUGUCGAUGUAGCCGAUUUCCUUAGAGUGUCACGAUACAAGGGACUGUUCUAUUUUGAUGGCUCCUUCAGGCCAAUCCCGUUAGAGCAACACUUUAUUGGCGUCAAAGGCAAGCCGGGAAGCUCCCAAUCUAAGAAAAAUCUUGACCAAGCAGCCUAUGAAAAAGCUGUCGAGCUAGCUGAGCAGGGUCAUUCAGUUAUGGUGUUUGUUCAUGCUCGUAAAGAGACAGUCAAGACUGCUGAAACGUUGCUCGAGUAUGCUAAAAAAGACAACCAGUUGGAAGCAUUCGACUGCUCUGAGCACCCCCGUUAUCAUAUACACAAGCGUGACAUUGCACAGUCGAGAAACAAAGAGAUGAGGCAGCUAUUUGAAAAGGGCUUCGGUAUACAUCACGCUGGUAUGCUUCGUUCGGAUCGUAAUAUGAUGGAAAGAAUGUUCGAAGAUGGUGCUCUCAAGAUAUUGUGUUGCACCUCUACACUUGCUUGGGGUGUUAAUUUGCCGGCCCACGCUGUCAUCAUUAAGGGAACUCAAGUUUACGAUAGCAGUAAGGGUGCUUUCUCUGAUCUUUCCAUUCUCGAUGUACUACAAAUAUUUGGUAGGAGUGGUCGACCUGGCUACUCGACGAGUGGUGUGGCAUGGCUGUGUACAUCUUAUGAAAAGCUCGAUGAUUAUAUUCAAGCUGUUCUGUCCUCCCAUGCAAUUGAAUCCAAAUUCCAUACCGGAAUCGUCGACGCUUUAAAUGCUGAAAUAUCUCUAGGCUCUGUCUCUAAUGUAAGUGAAGCUGUUCAGUGGUUAUCGUUCACAUAUAUGUUCGUGCGCAUGAGGAAAAAUCCACUAAUGUACGGCAUGGAUCACGAUGAACCACUCAAUGACCCGCUUCUUGGGAACAAGCGCAACAUGCUGAUAAUGUCAGCUGCGCGUCAACUAGCACUAGCAAAGAUGAUCAAGUUUGAUGAAAAUGACAUGAUGUUCGAGUCGGACGAUAUGGGUAGAAUUGCUUCAAGGUUCUACAUAUGUCAUGAAUCCAUCAAUAUCUACAAUAAAGAGCUCAACCCAACUAUGUCGGAGGCUGAUAUUAUGAGUGUCUUGUGUCAAUCAGUGGAGUUUGACCAGAUACAGAUGCGUGAUUCUGAGGUGCCUGAGCUUAAGCAUCUCAUGGAAGACAUCUGUCCGUGUCAAGUCAAAGGUGGCACAGAUACCAGUCAGGGCAAAUGUAACAUUCUCCUGCAAGCUUACAUUAGUAGAGCCUAUAUUGAUGACUUUGCGUUGGUGUCUGACUCCAACUAUGUUGCACAGAAUGGCGCAAGACUGAUACGAGCCCUACUCGACAUUGGUCUCAGUAAAAAGUGGGCGGUGACGACAUCUGGAGUUAUCUCAAUGAGCAAAGCCCUAGAGCAACGUUUGUGGCCGUAUGAGCAUCCUAUGAAACAGCAAUUCGGUCUCAGAAACGAAGUCAUUUACAAUAUUACUCGCUGGGCAGAUGAAACUACGAUACAAGAGUUAGCUGAGCUCAGUCCAGCGGAGCUAGGUAGUUUGAUUCAUCUCAAUGAAUCACAUGGAGCAGCUCUGCAUAGGAUUGUUAAGAGUUUCCCUACCCUUUCUCUCAGUGUAUACUUGAAGCCGCUUAGCCAUGAGGUCCUCAAGCUGCAAAUACACGCAAAGCCAAAAUUCGCCUGGAAUGAAAGAAUAAGUGGCACGAUGGAAAAUUUCUUCUUAAUUGCUGAGAGCGAAGACGAGCUCGAUAUCUUGCAGUGGACCAACGUUCAAAUCAGGCCCACUACGGAGGAAACUAGUAUUGACUUCAUUUUGCGUAUAGAAAACGAUAAGAAGCCAGACUUUAUCACCUUGAGAUCGGCUUCUGAGAGAUGGCUAGGAUCUGAAGAUCUUGUGUCGGUGUCAUUUGAGGAUCUGAUCAUGCCGGCUUCACCUAGUCCUCCAACGGAGAUUAUUGAUUUGCCAUUCUUACCAGUGUCGGGACUCAGCAAUUUAAAGCUUGAGCAAGCCUUGAACAGUAUAGGUAUCCGUAAUUUCAAUCCAAUUCAGACUCAGUGCUUUGAGCCAUUCUAUGUCUACUCAGACAAUGUGCUGCUAUGCGCUCCUGUUUACGCAGGCAAGUCAAUUCUUUCUCAAUUAUCGAUUUGGAAAGCAUUCACAUUACAGCGCAACACACGUGCACUUAUAGUUACGCCAACAGCUACUUUGGCCCGUGAGACUGCCCACGUGCUUACUACAAAGUUUUCCAAAGCGAUGAGUGUCAAUGUCCUCAACCUGCAUUCAAAGGCAGAGCAGCGGGAGUCACAGCUGAAGCAAAAUAGGGUUGUGUUUGUUGCGAGUGCGAAUGUGCUCCAAGAUCUACUCUGCAGUGGACAGAAAGAUCAGCUUCUGGAUGACCUGUCGAUAUUAGUUGCAGACGAUUUGCAUCUUAUGGGCUCCGCUUAUGAAAUAGCUCUGUCAGUAGUGAAGCAAUCUGUCUCAGAUACACGCUUUAUCGGGAUCAGCGCAUCUCUCGAUAACAUUGAAGACCUGAGGAAGUGGCUGCGCGUUGAUCCUGCGCUUACAUACAAUUUUGCACCAAAACAUCGUACGCUGCCGAUAAGCACUAAUGUUCAAUCGCACUCAGUCGUGCCAACGUCUGCUUUCAUGAAAGCUCUUAUUAAGCCAACGUACGCGCUCAUCAAAAUAGCUCCCAAAGGAGCAAUAAUAUUUGUCCCUACACGCACUCAAUGCAGAAGUGUUGCGUCAGAUUUGAUUACGCUCUCGGCAACGGAUUCAGAUUAUAUUGGACUGGCGACCGAAGAAUCUGUAGCGCUGGAACCCUACCUCGAUAGAUUAUCUGACAAGACUUUGGUGGGAUAUCUUGUCAAUGGCAUAGGAAUUUACUACACUGGCUUGCCUUUAGAGGAUCUAGCAUUGAUCUUGGAGCUUUUUUUGACGGGUGUGCUACGCGCAUUGAUCGUUCCCAGAGAUAUGUGCUGGUCGUUGCCGGUACGCGCUUCAACAGUGUGUGUGAUGAACACCCAGUACCUGUCUACAAAGAAUGUCAAGGACAGCAGUGGACAGGAGAAGGCUGACAAACAGGUGCAAGAGUAUUCACUUUCGGAGGUCGCUCAUAUGCAGGCAUUCGCGAGCGCAGACGUUGAAGGCGAUAGCGAGGCUACACGUACUUGUGUAUUGAUGGCGCAGGAAAAUGGGAACAAGGAGCUUUAUUCGUACUUCCUCAAUGCGGGUCUUCCACUUGAAUCACGUUUGAGUGAGGAUGAUGAACUGCUCUAUUAUGUCAAGCACGAGAGGAAUUACGGCAGGAUAAAGGAUGUUGGGCAAGUCGACAAGCUACUCAAGCAGACGUAUUACGUCAGAAGAUCUAAGACAAACCCAACUUAUUACGAUGCCAAAGGCGAUGGCGUUAGGGCAUUGGCGAAUAAGAUAUGGAAUGCAUCAAGUGAUGUGUAA